Molecule: messenger RNA, 144 nt
Organism: Vairimorpha ceranae
Lineage: Eukaryota; Fungi; Microsporidia; Nosematidae
Exons: 1
Coding region: 1-144 (47 amino acids)
Source: RefSeq, a predicted model, not a curated record
AUGGUAGCUGCCACGUAUAUAGACGAGCAUGCUUACGGAUAUUCUUCUAAGUCAUGCAGAUCAAAGGCGAGCCUAAAGAAUCGGUCAAAAAUGACAUCCUUAAAUAUAGAGUUUGUAAAUAUUCUUAGGGGAAUGUAUUGCUGA